GGCUGUAUUGCAGGGAUAUAUUCUUUUUCAUUUCGUUAGAAAUCACCUAAACCUUCAGAGACUGUUACAAGGAGGUUUCCAACAAACCUGGUUUUGAAUACCAGUCUGAUUUGCCAUCAACGUAUACCCAUUUACCUCAACGAUCCCCCAUUUUACAUUCGAUGCCACUAUUUGAUUCAUUGCGAAGGCGACUCAGCCAUCGACUCGAAUCCCACCAAAUAGAAGAAGACUACACGCCAAGAAACUCCCGCGUCCAGAGCCGGUCCAACUCCAUUGUUUUCAAUGAAAACCUUCGUUAUGAUGUAGGUAUUUACUCAUCUCCUUUACAAACUCUUGACCAAGGAGAAGCCAUUCCUUCCUAUGAAGCAUCCCAGUUGAUGCACGAACAACAACAAGGCAGUGGCAACGGGAAUGGGACAAACGUCCAUGGGACUGACCCCCUCCAUCAUCUUCCCACCUCCACCAGCAAUCUACUAAAUAGUGAUCCCAUCACCCCGAAUACCAACUCCAUGAACGUCUCGAGACUGGGAUCUGUGGCUGCGGGUUCAAGCACAGACUCGUCUAACAACUCGGGGGGCACCAGCAAUAAGAACAAGAACAAGACUCUCAAGAGUUUGGGACUAAAGUUUUUAAAUGCUCGUCAACACUUUGCUUUGGCGUGUUGUCGGGACCUUUCAUUAAUUCCAUGUAUCUUGGGACUUUUUCAGUCGUGGGGCAGGGCGUUCUUUGAUGCUGAAAUCAGAAACUCCACUUCCCUCACCCAGGCAAAGUUACCAGAACACUUUUUAACGGGGGUAUGGUGUAUCGUUGCUGGGUACUUGUCAUAUUCGGUAUUGGAUAGUCUCAUGAUCCGGUGGAUAGUGACGUACCUGACCUCGGCGGCCAUCUUGAGAAUGCUUUCGAUGUCCACCAUAAUCGUUACGGUGGAACAUUACCUUCUUUCGAGUCUAUCAGCUGAUGGUUAUAAAUAUGGAUUACACAUCUGGAUCUUGAUAAGUUGUUGUCAUACGUUGGUGUAUAUUGGCCAGAACUUUGUGACACUGAACUUGGACUUGAAGGGGAAGCAGAAGGCUCGGUUUUUUGAUUUUUAUAACAUUGUGGUUUUUGCAGUCGUGCCAGUGGGGUUGGCAAGUUUCAUUACCAUGAUUGGUCUCCUUAGGUCCCUUCUAAUAGUCAGGUUGGACAUAGAAAAUUCGUUUUAAUCCUUCCAGACACCCAUGAUAUGUAUAUUAGACCCUUUUGUACCACAGUAUUAUAAUAUUUAUUGGUGCUUAUGCACUUGGCCUUAGUCUCAAAACACUGCGACUGAAAAAUUUCUCAAUUGUAAAACUUUUAAGUCACAAGCCAUGGGUGUUCACGUAUUUGGUAAAUCCAUUAAGCACAACUCGUUGGUGUCCGUGGGAUUGGCCAAAAAGAUAUUCGGGGUUGGUUUUCUCACGGCAGAAAGAAUCUGUGCCAAAGUAGGAAUAUACCCACAGAUGAGAAUGAACCAGUUGACUGAGCCACAAAUCCUUGCCAUAAAUAAGGAGCUAUCCGACUUGACUAUUGAAGGUCACUUGAAGCAAAAGAUCAAUGACAAUAUCAAAUUAAAGAGAACUAUUGGAACUUGGGCUGGUCAAAGACAUGCUGCAGGAUUACCAGUUCGUGGGCAAAGAACUAGAAACAAUGCUCUGACGGCCAACAGGUUGAACAAGUUGGAUAGACACACAUGAACGUCAAAGCACACGAUGGGUCUGACCUUUGGGGUUUCUUGUACAUAUACAUUUAUAAUACACAUUAGAGAAAGCACAUCAAGUGUAGAGAGAUAUUCUACGACCGAGCUAAACUGUCAGAAGAAAUAAUAGAUAGUUCUAAUAAUGGAAUGUUUUUUUCACUAUUUACAGUAAUCAUUAUAUCGUCUUAGUACCUUCACACCUCAGCUCCAAUUCUGUUUCUUGUUUCCUCUACUUCUAUUUUUGAUCACCUUUUUCACUGACCUCCUUUUCCUCUAUCAACUUCUUCAAACGAGACCUUGCUUCGGGAGUAUAUUCCAAAGUUCUUGUUUCCAAUUGCUUUAUCGACAUCCCUACAUGUUCCUUCUUUCUCUGCUCAAUUUCUUCGGAAGUACGAGGUUCAAACUUGAUGAAUUCAAAGUCUUUCCCAGUGUCAUAUACAACGUAGGCUCCUGCGAAUGUAGCUAUGGUAGCCACGAUGAUCCGUCCUAUCAUUGGAGGCAGCGGUGGUAAUUUGGGACCGGCCAUCUUCAGGGAAUAAAAACUGUCAUUUUACAAA
Molecule: messenger RNA, 2271 nt
Organism: Yamadazyma tenuis ATCC 10573
Lineage: Eukaryota; Fungi; Ascomycota; Pichiomycetes; Serinales; Debaryomycetaceae
Source: RefSeq, a predicted model, not a curated record